This is a messenger RNA of Toxorhynchites rutilus septentrionalis, 1161 nucleotides long. RefSeq names its product troponin C (gene TpnC25D). The transcript is spliced from 5 exons. The record is from RefSeq and is a predicted model, not a curated record. Lineage: Eukaryota; Metazoa; Arthropoda; Insecta; Diptera; Culicidae. Gene Ontology annotation, molecular function: enzyme regulator activity; calcium ion binding. The coding region runs from base 229 to 684 and encodes 151 amino acids.
AUUUUCGCUUUAGUUAGUUAUUGAACGGCUCCCGGUUAAUUAACCCAUCACGUCCGUCCACGUCGGUUCGUCAGCGCAAGGCUACCGUAAGGUCCUGUGACAGAGUCUCGCAUCCUGCAACGAGUGGAUCGAGCGUGAAUCGUUGCGGGAGAAAAUCCAUCGCUUGUUCGAGUGGUUCGUUGGAGUGAAAGUUUCAACAACAAAUUUCUCGAAUUCUACUAGUUAACCAUGGACGAUGAGGAGCAAAGGAAACUCAUCAUGCGCAAGGCAUUCCAGAUGUUCGACACGACGAAGACCGGCUUCAUCGAUACGCUCAAGAUUGCCACCAUUCUAACGACGCUGGGCCAGCAGUUCGAUGAUGGCGAGUUGCAGGAUCUGAUCGACGAGGAAGACCCCGAGGGCACAGGGAAGGUGAGCUUCGACGGAUUCGCGAACAUCGCGUCCAACUUUUUGAUAGAGGAGGAAGACGCCGAGGCAAUGCAGCAGGAACUGAAGGAAGCCUUCAGAUUGUACGACCGCGAGGGCAAUGGCUAUAUCACCACUAGCACUCUGAAGGAGAUAUUGGCUGCUCUGGACGAUAAGCUGUCGAACGAAGACCUUGACGGCAUCAUCAACGAAAUCGAUACUGACGGCUCCGGUACUGUUGAUUUCGAUGAAUUCAUGGAGAUGAUGACUGGGGAAUAAAUCAGCAGUAGGUCGAAUAUAGAAUUAACGAUAGUGUAGAUUUAUGUAGUAAGUAUCAACGAAUCGACUUCUUGAGCAUUUGCAUAAUGACCAACAACGGCUACGGCAGCACCGGAAUGCACAGUGUGGAUUCGAGCUUUUCUGCAUAUCAAACAUCAGAGUUUUCUUUCAGUAAUGGACUACCGACGCAACCGCCGCCAAACUGAGCCACGGAAAAGAUAGCACCGGCUACGAGAGCUCCAAUUCAAGCUUUCAUCUAUCUCCUGGCAUGGAAGUGCCUGGAUGUGCCGGCGGUGUUAGUUUGCUUUUCCAAUUUACGAUGCUUUUUCCCUGCCACCACACACACUUGUUUGUACCCAUUGACACCAGAAUACCACAGUUAUUGUUCAGUGUAGAUAUACUAUGAAAAUGUACAAUGUAAUGACAUAAUUACAAACAAAUAAAGUGUUAAAUAAAUAAACAAAAUAUUCAAUUCAA